UGGCCUGGAGCUUCGAGCCGGGGCAUUUGCCAUGGCCCCACACUGGGCUGUCUGGCUGCUGGUAGUGGGGCUGUGGGGCCUGGGCAUUGGGGCUGAGAUGUGGUGGAACCUGGUGCCCCGGAAGACCGUAUCUUCUGGGGAGUUGGCCACAGUGGUGCGGCGGUUCUCCCAGACGGGCAUCCAGGACUUCCUGACGUUGACCCUGACUGAGCAGACGGGGCUUCUUUACGUGGGGGCCCGGGAAGCCCUGUUUGCCUUCAGCGUGGAGGCUCUGGAGCUGCAAGGAGCGGUCUCACCUGAGGCACCAGCUGAGAAGAAAGCCGAGUGUAUCCAGAAAGGGAAGAGCAACCAGACGGAGUGUUUCAACUUCAUCCGCUUCCUGCAGCCCUACAACGCCUCCCACCUGUACGUCUGUGGUACCUACGCCUUCCAGCCCAAGUGCACCUACAUCGACAUGCUCACCUUCACUUUGGAGCGUGGAGAAUUUGAGGAUGGGAAGGGGAAAUGUCCCUAUGACCCGGCCAAGGGCCACACUGGCCUCCUUGUGGACGGUGAGCUGUACUCGGCCACGCUCAACAACUUCCUAGGAACAGAGCCUGUAAUCCUGCGUAACAUGGGGCCUCACCACUCCAUGAAGACAGAGUACCUGGCCUUCUGGCUCAAUGAACCUCAUUUUGUAGGCUCUGCCUACAUCCCAGAGAGCGUGGGCAGCUUCACGGGGGACGAUGACAAGGUCUACUUCUUCUUCAGUGAGCGGGCAGUGGAGUAUGACUGCUACGCGGAACAGGUGGUGGCUCGUGUAGCCCGUGUCUGCAAGGGGGACAUGGGGGGUGCGCGGACCCUGCAGAGGAAGUGGACCACAUUCCUGAAGGCAAGGCUGGUGUGCUCGGCCCCUGACCGGCAGCUCUACUUCAACCAGCUGCAGGCCCUGCACACACUGCGUGACACCUCUUGGCACAACACCACCUUCUUCGGGGUUUUCCGGGCGCGGUGGGGCGAUGUGGACUUGUCAGCGGUCUGCGAGUACCAGCUGGAAGAGAUCCAGAGGGUAUUCGAGGGUCCCUACAAGGAGUACCGUGAGCAAGCCCAGAAGUGGGGCCGCUAUACCGACCCCGUACCCAGCCCACGGCCCGGCUCAUGCAUCAACAACUGGCACCGACGCCAUGGCUACACCAGUUCUCUGGAGCUGCCUGAUAACACCCUCAACUUCAUCAAGAAGCACCCACUGAUGGAGGAGCAGGUAGGGCCGCGGUGGGGCCGGCCCCUGCUUGUGAAGAAGGACACCAACUUCACCCACCUGGUGGCUGACAGGGUCACGGGGCUUGACGGAGCCACCUAUACAGUGCUGUUCAUUGGUACAGGAGACGGCUGGCUGCUCAAGGCCGUGAACCUGGGCCCCUGGGUCCACCUGAUCGAGGAGCUGCAGGUGUUUGACCAGGAGCCUGUGGAAAGCUUGGUCCUAUCCCGGAGCAAGAAGCUUCUCUUCGCAGGCUCCCGCUCUCAGCUGGUUCAGCUGCCCCUGGCCGACUGCGUGAAGUACCGCUCCUGCGCAGACUGCGUCCUCGCUCGGGACCCCUACUGUGCCUGGAGCGUCAACACCAGCCGCUGUGUGGCCGUGGAUGGCCCCUUCGGGUCCUCGCUGAUCCAGCACGUGACGGUCUCCGACACCUCAGGCAUUUGUAACCUCCGUGGCAAUAAAAAGGUCAGGCUCACACCCAAAAACAUCACCGUGGUGGCGGGCACGGACCUGGUGCUGCCCUGCCGCCUCUCUUCCAACUUGGCCCACGCCCGCUGGACCUUCGGGGGCCGGGACCUGCCUGCGGAACAGCCCGGCUCCUUCCUCUAUGACGCCCGCCUGCAGGCCCUGGUCGUGAUGGCUGCCCAGCCCCGCCACGCCGGGGCCUACCACUGCUUUUCGGAGGAGCAGGGGGCACGGCUGGCUGCCGAAGGCUACCUGGUGGCCGUGGUGGCGGGCCCGUCGGUGACCCUGGAGGCUCGGGCGCCCUUGGAAAACCUGGGGCUGGUGUGGCUGGCUGUGGUGGCCCUGGGGGCCGUGUGCCUGGUCCUGCUGCUGCUGGUUCUGUCGCUGCGCCGGCGGCUGCGGGAGGAGCUGGAGAAAGGUGCCAAGGCGGCGGAGAGGACCCUGGUGUACCCCCUGGAGCUGCCCAAGGAGCCCACCAGUCCCCCCUUCAGGCCCGGCCCGGAGACUGAUGAGAAACUCUGGGAUCCCGUCGGCUACUACUACUCGGACGGCUCCCUCAAGAUCGUGCCUGGACACGCGCGGUGCCAGCCCGGGGGCGGGCCCCCUUCCCCAGCUCCUGGCAUCCCCGGCCAGCCCCUGCCUUCUCCGACCCGGCUUCACCUGGGGGGUGGGCGGAACUCAAACGCCAAUGGCUACGUGCGCUUACAGCUGGGAGCGGAGGACCGCGGCGGGCUCGGGCACCCGCUGCCCGAGCUGGCAGACGAGCUGAGGCGCAAGCUGCAGCAGCGCCAGCAGCUGCCGGACUCCAAUCCCGAGGAGUCCUCCGUAUGAGGGGAUCCCCACCCCCCACCCCACCCCCCGCCUCACAGGGGCAGGGUGCGAGGCGCCGCUCCUCCUUUUGCACACGCACCAGCUACCUCAGGGACAUGGCGCGGGCACCGGCUCGGCCUGGGACAGAGCCUGGCCGGCACCCGCCCGGCCAUGAGGACCUGCUCUGCUCAGCACGGGCACUGCUCCCCAGGGCACCAGCCUCCCGGAAGGCCUCUUCCUCCUCUCUGUGAGGGGCUGUGAAUCACGGACACGUGGGACCCCAGCAGCCAAAACUUCCCAAGGCAGAAGUUGGAGAUGUGGGUGUGUUUGUAUCUAUACGUCUGUGUGUGCACGUGUGUGUGACCUAGUCUUUGUGUGUGUGUGUGUGUGUGUGUGUGAGAGAGAGAGAGGUCUUCCUUUUUCUGUCCGAGUCUUCCUUUGGCCUGGGGUCCUCCUGGUGAGUCAUUGGAGCUAUGAAGGGGAAGGGGUCGUAUCACUUUGCCUCUCCUACCCCCACCCAGUCCCCAGCGUGGGUCAGCA
Molecule: messenger RNA, 3052 nt
Organism: Callorhinus ursinus (northern fur seal)
Lineage: Eukaryota; Metazoa; Chordata; Mammalia; Carnivora; Otariidae
Gene: SEMA4C
Product: semaphorin 4C
Biological process (GO): neural crest cell migration; negative chemotaxis; axon guidance
Cellular component (GO): plasma membrane; synaptic vesicle membrane
Molecular function (GO): semaphorin receptor binding; chemorepellent activity
Source: RefSeq, a predicted model, not a curated record